Anopheles funestus (African malaria mosquito) is the source of this 2230-nucleotide messenger RNA. Its product is annotated as UDP-glycosyltransferase UGT5-like. The coding region runs from base 216 to 1799 and encodes 527 amino acids. Lineage: Eukaryota; Metazoa; Arthropoda; Insecta; Diptera; Culicidae. The record is from RefSeq and is a predicted model, not a curated record. Gene Ontology annotation, molecular function: UDP-glycosyltransferase activity. The transcript has a single exon.
UGCUGCACCCCUUUCUCACUCACGCAUGAUAAGAUUGCGCUGCCAACUAGAUGGUUCUCAACCCGGGCAGGAUCCAAGUAGACGACUAGUUUGUACUAACAAUCCGUGACGAUCAGUUCGGUUUUCGGGAAUUCUAAAUCGUAUUGUGUCAUUCGUGAGAUAAGGGAAAUUUUGGAUGGCAUUCUAACCUUGACCCAGAAAGGCGAAAACACAGAAUGGAGCACACGCGUAUGUUGUCCCUAGCAGUGGUAGGCCUGCUUUUGCUGGGAUGUAAUACUCCCCCAACGGAUGGGGCACGAAUUCUUGGCAUAUUACCAUCCGUCGGACGAUCCCAUUACAUCAUUGGUGCUGGUCUUAUGAAAGCACUGCUUGAUGCAGGCCACGAUGUAACGAUCGUGAGUCCGUACGCAAUGAAAGAUGCGCCACCUGACCGUCACCGUGAUGUGCUGCUGCCGGAACUAGCUGCCACGCACGAUGUAUCCGGACCAGAUCUCUUCGAAUACAAGAACGCACCGAAUCUGGUGGUGUUAUAUCUGGUGUACAACGAGUUUGGUCCCUUCUCCUCGAAGGCCUUGCUGGAGCACCCGAAGAUGAUUGGACUGAUGGAGUCCGGCGAACGCUUUGACGCGGUGAUCGUGGAGUCGUUCGCAAGCGAAGUACUCUACGGUUUAGCGGAACACUUUGGUGGCCAACUGUUCGUGUUCGCACCAUUCGGUGCCUCCAUGUGGACGAGCGAGCUUGUCGGUACGCCCUACCCGUACGCGUACAUACCGCACACCUUCCUAAGCUACACGAACGAGAUGUCUUUCUGGCAGCGGUUUGCGAACGCACUGGUCGGUCAUGUUGACAAGCUGUACUACCGGUGUGUGUUUCUUCCCCAGCAAGAAACCAUGUUCCGUCGAUACUUCCCGAAUGCGAAGCUUACCUUCCAGCAAACGCUUGAAAGUGUCCGGUUGGUAUUCGUCAAUCAGCACUUCAGCAUUAGCUAUCCACAUCCGUACGCACCGAAUAUGAUUGAGAUCGGUGGCAUUCAGAUACAACCGCCGAAGAAGCUUCCGACCGAUAUCCAACGCUACCUCGACGAAGCAUCCGACGGUGUGAUCUACUUCUCGAUGGGUUCCAUGCUGAAGGGACGAAACUUCCCGGAAGAUAAGCGUAUCGCCUUUGUGAAUGUGUUCCGCGGGCUGAAGGAAAAAAUUAUCUGGAAGUACGAGAACGAUAGUCUCCCGGACAAACCACCGAACGUGCUGAUCAAAUCGUGGAUGCCACAGAGCGACAUUCUCGCCCAUCCGAAGGUGAAACUGUUUAUCACGCACGGUGGUCUGCUCGGUACGACCGAGGGACUUUACCACGGUGUACCAAUGGUAGGCAUUCCAAUUUACGGUGAUCAGGAGCUUAAUUUGGCCCGUGCCGAACAUGCCGGGUACGGUGUGAAGCUCGCUUACGAAACGCUAAACGAGGAAACGAUCGCAGCCGCCAUUCGGCGGGUGCUUACUGAUGCUUCGUUUACCGAGCGUGCCCAACUCAUCUCCAAACGGUAUCGCGAUCAACCGCUCGGUCCGGCCAAAACAGCGGUCUACUGGGUGGAGUACGUACUGCGUCACGGUGGUGCCCCACAACUGCAAUCCCCAGCCGUACGGUUGUCCUUCAUAGAAUACAAUCUGCUAGACGUAUACGCGGUAAUGGUCGCGAUUGCUUUAUCAGUGCUAAUUGGCAUCGGUGCGGCAUUGAAGGCACUGUUGCGACGGUUAGGAAUUGUCAAACGAGAUGAUAGUCAGCGAAGGAAGAAAAAUCAGUAACAAUAUGAACCGCGAUUACCAAAAACCAACAUAACCCCAAAAAAAAACCAGUUUGACCGUUUUGCCAAAGAUGCCAAAGAAAGCGAUUGAGACGGAAUACAAAAGAACUUACCUACAGGAUAAGAUUGAUGUAUGCAGACUUUACGCUCAUCAGUUUCAGGGCAACGUGCGAUAUGCGGCCAUGAUAUUGAUAAGCGAAAACUUGAUUGAUUGCGUUUGUCAUCGGGGGCAAGCAACGAAUUUUACCACGCGCCGAGAACCUGCUAGUAGAGAUAUACGCAAACUGGUGGGGAAUAGUCAGAUAACAAAGGGUGUGAUAUGUAUUUCACAUAGGUACGUGCGUGUAUGCAGUGGCAUUUGUUGCCUUUUCGAAUCGAAUCGAAUGUGAUUGAACAAAUAUUAAUAAACAUAACAUCGUCUGUAACAAUAAA